AAGCAGUUUGCGUGGAGUAAACGUUUCCUAGUCAAAUGAACGGGUGUCCUGAAUCGGCCAGCAGGGGGCGCUACGUGUGACGCUUCUCCAGGUGGCUCGAAGCAAAAACUUUUUUUUGGACACCAAUUUGAUGCUUUCUAUGUGAGGUUGCUGCUACAUUUGACUGCUCUGGCUACAAAACCGAGCAGAAGAAAACCAUGAAGAGCAGCGGAGGAAAUGGACCCCCCCAGAGAUCCAGGCAGCCGGUCCUGCCCUCGUUCUCCACCAGGACCCUGCACCACCCGUCCUUCCUGCCUCUCUACAUGGCCGCAGCCUCCGGCCAGCAUCACAGGGCCUGUGAAUACCCAAAAGUCUACCCUGCCGUCCCGGCUGAGUUCUUCUACACUGACCCCACCAUGGGCCCCGGGAGGAGGGUCCCCAACAUAGUGAGUGAUUUGACGGUGCUCGAUUGGUUCCAGCUCAACACUCCGCCACCAGUUAUGUCUGCCUGCUCAGCCCCACCGAACCGUCCAGACCUGUUCAGGUCUGGGCCACAUCCCAUUCGAAACCUGGGCAGUCCAACUUUGAGAAUGCCCACUAACUGCCAGCCGAACCAGGCGGUGCUCCAGCUGACCCAGGAGGAGGACCAGGGCGUUACUAACCUCUUGACACUGCACUACCAAAGUGUUGAGCCCCGAACUGUUCCAGUAGAGCUCAACUCCAGCCUUGGUUACCAAACACCUACAGACUCCACUUCAGAUGGGGAAGUACACAGACCUUUGUGUAGAGAUGUGCAGCAGAGAGGAGGCUGGUCACAUACCGAGCUGGAGGCAGCUAACACCCUUUUGAAUCACUUCAGCCUAGUGGAGGAGAACCACAUCUGCAGUCUAAACCACCAUAAAUCAUCAGGAACACUUUCUGGUCCUCUGCCAGAUCAGCACCAUGAAGCUCCAUCAGUAAGCACUGAGACCCAGCCUGAAUGUGAAGCGUCACCUGCAUUAGUAACUAGUCAUUGUACCCAAAGUGACACUGGUUACAUCAGCUUUAGAAGUGUCAGGGAGAACGGGGGACAAGGCCGGGGAGACUGUAGGUCUGCUGAGCACAGGACUGUCUACGGAGCUUUCUCAGGGUUGAGGGAACAGAUGCUCUCAGAUUUAGAGGAAGAUGCUGUGCUCGUCCUCCUGAGCCUCUCUGACAUGGGAACUUUGGAUACUGUGCAGUGAUUGUGUUAAACAUGAGGGUCUUUUUGUCCCUGAGUGUUUUAAGGGGCUUUACUAUGUGGAAACUACAAGCUGAGUGUUUUUAGUGCUUGUACCCUUUGUUUUUGGCUUGGGUUCCUCUGCCACAAUGAGUCAAAUAUACCUCAAAAACCUUCUUUUUCAAGGAUGACAGUUUAUUUCCACUUGUUUGUAUUGCACAUGUACCUGGUUAUCCAGUAAUAAUGAUCCAAAGUUGAGUCCUUAUAAACUGUAGCUAAAAGGUUUUUAUUAAAAGCACUACUACAGUUUAAGACCCCCCCUCCACUUAUUUACAGCCUAUAGUAGAAUUAAAUGGUAAAUGGUCUUAUACUUGUAUAUCGCCUUUCUAUGCUUUUUACAGCACACUCAAAGCGCUU
Monopterus albus (swamp eel) is the source of this 1594-nucleotide messenger RNA. RefSeq lists its product as uncharacterized. NCBI's taxonomy places the organism in Eukaryota, Metazoa, Chordata, Actinopteri, Synbranchiformes, Synbranchidae. Gene Ontology annotation, biological process: regulation of DNA-templated transcription. Gene Ontology annotation, cellular component: nucleus; cytoplasm. The record is from RefSeq and is a predicted model, not a curated record. Bases 198 to 1202 code for a protein of 334 amino acids. The transcript has 4 exons.